UGUUUAGUACGAGCACGCCUUCACCUUCCGGAAUUGCUUCUUGCUGCUACUCUGCUGACCUCACACUCUUUUGCUCCGAAACACACUCACUACUAAUCGUGCGAGUCCUCUACACAUUUCACACACCAUGGACUUCCCCAUAAUACGAAGGAAAACCAGCCCGCCGCUGGACGCAACAGCCUUCAUCAAUGGCUUCCUCGGCGACAGAAGAUCGCACGUGCCUGAGAAGAACUUGCCCGGAGGCGGCAAUUGGGUGGUGCAGAAGUUCGGUGGCACUUCCGUGGGCAAAUUCCCAGUCAAGAUCGCCGAGGAUAUCGUACAGGCAGGACUCGAACCAGGCAGGCGCAUCGCCGUGGUAUGCUCCGCACGAUCCUCUACGACUAAGACCGAGGGCACGACCAACCGUCUUGUCCGCGCCGCCAUCGAUGUGCUUGACCAGAAGUCGGGCAAGUUCCGGGAGAUUAUUAAGACGAUCCAGCUUGAUCACUUGCAAGCUGGAAGAGAUGCCUGCAGUGUAUGGGGAGCGAACAGUCAGAUAUUGGACGAGUAUACUGCUGCGGUCAAUCUGGAGUGCAAGACAUUGCUCAAGAUUCUCGAGAGUGCUCAGUUUCUGAAGGCCGUAACGGACCAGACAGAGGACAUGGUGAUAUCGGCGGGAGAGAAAUUGAGCUGUCUGUACAUGACGGCCAUUCUCCAGAGCAGAGGCGUCAAUGCAGUAUAUGUCGAUCUGAGCGAGGUCAUUCAAUUUGAUGUCAGAAAGAGCCUGGACGAGAAGUUCUACUUGGACUUGGGCAAAGCCAUUGCGAACAAGAUCACUUCGCUGGGGGAUGACGUGGUUCCAGUCAUCACAGGAUACUUUGGUAAUGUGCCAGGUGGUUUGCUGAAAGAAAUCGGCCGUGGCUACACCGAUUUAUGCGCGGCCUUGACAGCUGUCGGACUACAGGCAGAGGAGCUGCAGAUCUGGAAAGAAGUGGACGGCAUCUUCACAGCUGACCCUCGCAAAGUGCCGACUGCUCGCCUUCUGGACAGCGUCACUCCGAGCGAGGCCUCGGAAUUGACCUUCUAUGGCUCCGAGGUCAUCCACCCAUUUACUAUGGACCAGGUCAUCAAAGCCCACAUCCCUAUCCGGAUCAAGAAUGUCAUGAAUCCGCCCAACAAGGGCACAGUGGUCACUCCAGACCGCGAAGACGAGCUUCUCGUCCGCCAGCCAGGACUCUUCCGCGGCCGGAGCAGCUCAAAUCUCUCAGCUCAGAACAGGCCAAAGCGGCCAACAGCCGUCACAACGAAGCGAGGCAUUACAGUGCUUAACGUGCACUCCAAGAAACGCACUCGCUCCCACGGCUUCUUAAUGUCCAUCUUCAAAAUCUUGGACCACCAUCACCUCUCCGUCGACUUGAUCUCAUCCUCCGAAGUGCACGUCUCCAUGGCUUUGCACUCGGAAAUAUCCCUGUUGUAUGUCGACCUCGUACCCGGAAUGGCCAUCAUAUCCCUUGUUGGUCGCCAGCUGCGCAGCAUGGUCGGCAUUUCUGGAAAGUUCUUGGAUGUUUUUUUUUGAGACUUGAAAAGGUAUCAUUUACUAUCUAUAUCAUAUAGCUUUGGCAAGCUAUCUAGCUGAGGCAUCUCCGUCGGAUACAGGAGCCUUUCAGCGGCUCAGAAUAAAUUGAGCAUGUUUCGAGCG
Messenger RNA from Pseudocercospora fijiensis CIRAD86, 1678 nucleotides. RefSeq lists its product as uncharacterized. The record is from RefSeq and is a predicted model, not a curated record. Lineage: Eukaryota; Fungi; Ascomycota; Dothideomycetes; Mycosphaerellales; Mycosphaerellaceae. The transcript has 3 exons. The coding region runs from base 128 to 1555 and encodes 475 amino acids. Gene Ontology annotation, molecular function: aspartate kinase activity.